AAGGCUAUCCGGUGAUUCCCUAUUUGCAAGGUUACAUGUACACUAAAGGAGAGCGUUUGGAGAACUGUAAUACAACACUGUUGGAAAAUGAUCACUUAGUCAAAAUAACAACAUCAACAGUAAAUGAUGACAACCACUAUACAUAUGGACCGUACAACUCAUAUAUUGACAGUAAUACAGAACUUUCACCUCAUUCUAAAGCUGGAUGCUGGAAGGCUGAUGUUGCAAAUGAAAACCAGUGGUGGCAAGUGGAGUUUACGGAACCAACGAUUGUCCAGGCUGUUGUUACACAAGGGUGUGAUCAACAAGUAAAUUGGGUAGUUAACUAUACAGUACUGUUCAGUGAUGAUGGUGUUCAAUUCUCUGUAGUUGGUAUAAGUGACACAAGGGCAUUUAUUGCUAACAGCAACAGUGAUGUAAAAGUUGUUAACCUCCUCCCAGAAACACUAACAAAGUUUGUACGAAUCCAGCCAAGGGCUUCAGUUGGGGGUGAACCUGGGAUGAGAGUUGAAAUCCUUGGAUGUGCCAAUUAUGAGACAGACCACAUGGAAGAUCUGAUGAAGACAGCCAGUGUCUCUGUGUCAUCAAUAUUCAACUCUGAUCCUGAUGCGUAUGGGCCAACAAGAGCUUAUCUAAAUAGCGCCCUUUAUCCACCAGUUGUCAUGUAUGGUGCUUGGAAGGCCAGAGUCUUGACGCAGGAUCAAUAUAUACAGGUAAUCCGCACACAAUUGAAUGAUUUGUUAUUUGAAAGAGAGGAAAUUGAAAUAAGAAUCGAUAUAUGAUAUCGUUGUUAUAAUCUGUAAUGGAGUACUUUAAGUUAUUACAAAUUGUUACAAAAAUGCAAUAAUGUGUA
This is a messenger RNA of Owenia fusiformis, 853 nucleotides long. The record is from the annotation of a GenBank genome assembly. NCBI's taxonomy places the organism in Eukaryota, Metazoa, Annelida, Polychaeta, Sabellida, Oweniidae.